This is a messenger RNA of Styela clava, 506 nucleotides long. RefSeq lists its product as uncharacterized. The record is from RefSeq and is a predicted model, not a curated record. NCBI's taxonomy places the organism in Eukaryota, Metazoa, Chordata, Ascidiacea, Stolidobranchia, Styelidae.
AGGAACAACAUUCGAUGGACUGUUUUUUUAAUCUUGUGCAGUAAUUCUGAUACGAAACUUCUGUCAAGUCUGCCUCGAAUACCCAACGAGAUGAAUUCAACAAUUCUCAUUCUACUACUUGUUCUCAUCAGCUUCGGUGAUGCUUCUAGAAGACGUCGUUACUAUAGUAGACGUCGUUCCUACAGCUCUUACAUUCAUCACCACCAUCAUCACCACCACCACCACCACUACAUUUGCGGAGAUGAAGAAGGAGUUGACGGUGCAAAGAUUACCACAGAUCAACUAGAGAAUCAAGCCGAAGCAAGAAUUGAAGAUAAUGGGUCUGAUGAAGCGAAGGACGAGUAUGAUGAUCCCUUUCAAGACGAAUUGCAAGAAGUAUCUAAUGAUCAACAGUAAUCCCACAUGAACGAUUUCUCUGACUCGGAAAGGACUCGAAUAUUUGCAAAAUAUACAAAUUGCUACUUUUCUUUUUUAUAUGUGAUCAAUAAACGUUUAUCGAUGCAUUA